AUGGAGUAUCUCUGUGAUGAUCUCACUUCUCUGCGAUCGGCAGCCUUGGUGAACAAGUCCUGGGCUGCGGAAGCCAUCAGUGUCCUUUGGCAAAAGCCGCCGGUGGCAGCUUUGGCCUCGAGCCUAGAUCACCACCGCCAAUUCUACGCGCGUCAGGUUCGUGAGCUGAAUUUUGGGGGUCAAGAGGAUGGAAAACAACAUACAUGUUUCCGUACCCUAGAGUUCCCAAGGCUAAAGCGCCUGACAAUCGACUUGUAUGUUCCAGAAAAUGGAGAAAAAUUAUGGCUUGGUCAAUACAUACAACCGAGCUUGGAGGAAUUCAGGUUUUACGGGUCUGAGCCGGCUGAAGACUUACUCAACCUUCUGGAAACCCGUUGUCCACGAUUACAGAGCGUUUUGAUCGAUUAUGCAUUCGAGGGGAUAAACACCGACCGCCUAAUAAAAUUCUUUGACGGUUGCAGAUCUCUGAGAUCAAUUCGUCUUCCAUCUUUUAUGGACGCCUUCGUCGACGACCAGAUGCUUGCCUACCUUGCCCGUCAUAAUGGUCUGGAGGACUUGGAACUGGGAAAGACCAUCACCUAUGGGAUGAUUGAGAGGGCCAUGGAUGGGGUAGAGGCUCCUUUUAAGUCUAUCCGGCGCCUCACAGUUCAAUUGAGAUCGAAAGCAGUCGAACCCCUCACUGCAGCCAUCAAAUCUGCUACUAAUCUUGUACUUACCGUUGACGAUAACGAACUGAGCCCCUUUCCACUGGUUAGGUCACUCACCAAGCUUACUGAACUUGAGAUUGCAUUUUGCCAGGACGGACUUUGGCCGGCCACAGACCUACUUGCACUUAAAGGAUUGAAGAAUUUACGCAGACUGUGUAUAUCUUCAUUCGAGGACCCCCCAGCGUUCCCCGCACUCACAGACCAAGAGUUCAUCCAGAUUUUCGAGGAUAUGCGUGACCUUCAGGACUUGGUAUUCCAGGUUCAGUGCAAAUUGUCAAUAGUAGCGAUCACUUCGCUGGGAACGCAUUGUCGUGAACUUGAAUCUUGUGAGAUAUUUGGCUCCUAUGACUUGCAUGGCUGGUCAACCAUCGAACGACCGCUCUUUCCACACUUAAGGCAGCUUGAACUCGGAGCAGCGGUGCCUGAGGAGCGAGUAUCACGGUCAUCCUCAAUGAGCACACAUGCCCAGGUGGUCGCACAACUAAUCGCGGAGCAUGCGCCGAACCUGGAAGAAUUUUACCUACAGGAUCAUGAUGAGUUUUCCAACGAGGUGGUGACAGCAUUCAAAGCCCAGACUGGGAACAAAUACAACUCAUAG
Molecule: messenger RNA, 1305 nt
Organism: Aspergillus pseudonomiae
Lineage: Eukaryota; Fungi; Ascomycota; Eurotiomycetes; Eurotiales; Aspergillaceae
Exons: 2
Coding region: 1-1305 (434 amino acids)
Source: RefSeq, a predicted model, not a curated record